Aureobasidium vineae is the source of this 1221-nucleotide messenger RNA. NCBI's taxonomy places the organism in Eukaryota, Fungi, Ascomycota, Dothideomycetes, Dothideales, Saccotheciaceae. The record is from the annotation of a GenBank genome assembly.
AUGUCGUCUUCAGAUUCAGCAACGCGCUCGCUGUCCGUACUCAGCCUGCGGGCGGCCGAAAUAGCCUCGGCAGCCGCCCAGAAGAAGGCACAGGAAAUAGGCAUUGACUUCAACAUUGCAAUUGUAGACGCCACACUCCAACUCUUGCACUUUGUACGCCAGCCCACAGCAAAACUGACAUCCAUCAACACUGCCAUCGACAAGGCGUUUACGGCGGCUGGACACAAGCAACCUACUUCAGCAUACAAGAGUCCGAAUUUUUUGCCUGGAGGACCGGCAUAUGGAAUCCACAACUCUAAUGGCGGUAGGUUUAUGUUGAUUGGGGGUGGUGUGCCGAUUGUGAUUGAGGGCAGUGUUGUUGGUGCUGUGGGUGUUAGUACGGGGACGCCGAAGCAGGAUGAGGAGGUUGCUAUUGCGGGAGUGAAGGCAGUGGAGGAGUGGGUAAAGAAGAGGCAGGGGCCUAAGUUUAGAUGUCACCCUCGCACCCCCAUCGCAAAAGCAAUGGUCUCGGCCCGCUGGGCAGACCCCCAUUGGAAGGCCCUCUUCGAACCCAGCACCACACCCACCCAAAUAACCUACGACCUCAGCCAACGACUUCCCUGGAAUCUAAUCAACAACCGCACCACUAAGCGCCAUCAAGUCGCCAUAGACGACGCGACCGGUCAAGUAGUUGCUUACAUCAGAUGGAUAUUACCCACGCAUCUCGCUUCCGCAGAUCCAGUGGUAUGGCCAGAAGCACAAGUUGCCGAAGCCACGUCAGAGGAACGUGCAGUGUAUGAAGAAAUGUUCAAGACAGUUUCGGAUGAUGGCAGGGUUAAGGGGAUGAGAAUGGAUUUGCUUGAGUAUCUUAAUACGCCGCUGGAGGAAAUGGAUGCGAAGGUUAAUGAAGGUGGUCCUUUUCUGUGUAAGCUUAUGCAAUAUCAACCAAAUAUUCUCGAAAAAGAUGACGGGCUGACAGUGGGUGGAAAUAGUUNNUUGGAUUACCUGGCCACUACAACAGAGUACCAACGUCACGGCAUAGGAGCAAUGCUGCUUAAAGCUGGUCUCGAAGUGGCUGAUGCGCAUGGUUUAAGGUCGUAUGUGACUUCUUCUGCAGCAGGUGCCAAGCUCUACCAAAAGCAUGGUUACAAGACAGUUGAGACAGUGACAAUGGACUACUCCCACUUUGGAGGCUCGGAGCCUGUGAGCGAUCAUUUUAUGAUUCGAGAGCCUCAACAAUGA